AUACGAUAGUCGCUAGCCGCGGUUUGCAGAGUUUUCGAGAGUGUGCGUAACUGUGAUAAAAAAAACUUGGGAGAGUCAACCGGUCAAUCAUGGGUAAGGUAGCAGCAAUUGGCAUCGACCUUGGUACCACCUACUCCUGUGUUGGUGUUUGGCAGCAUGGUAAAGUCGAAAUUAUAGCAAAUGAUCAAGGAAACAGGACCACCCCUAGCUAUGUCGCCUUCACCGACAGCGAAAGGCUUAUAGGGGAUGCUGCCAAGAACCAAGUGGCAAUGAACCCUAAAAACACAGUAUUCGAUGCCAAACGAUUGAUUGGCAGAAAAUUUGACGACCCCAAAAUUCAAGCCGACAUGAAACAUUGGACUUUUAAUGUAGUCAAUGACUGUGGAAAACCGAAAAUCCAAGUUGAGUACAAGGGAGAAGUGAAAACAUUCGCACCAGAGGAAGUUAGCUCGAUGGUUCUCACCAAGAUGAAGGAAAUUGCAGAAACAUAUUUAGGAGGAAAAGUAUCAGAUGCCGUCGUCACAGUACCAGCGUACUUCAACGAUUCUCAAAGACAAGCCACGAAAGACGCAGGUGCGAUAGCCGGACUUAACGUUUUAAGAAUAAUUAACGAACCAACAGCUGCUGCUUUGGCUUAUGGUCUAGACAAAAACCUCAAAGGUGAGAAGAACGUUCUUAUUUUCGAUCUUGGGGGUGGCACCUUUGAUGUCUCUAUCUUAGCUAUCGAUGAAGGGUCCCUCUUUGAAGUUAAAUCUACUGCUGGAGAUACGCAUUUAGGUGGGGAGGACUUUGAUAAUAGAUUAGUCAACCACUUCGUAGAGGAAUUUAAGAGAAAACACAAGAAAGAUCUAAGUAAUAAUACUAGAGCUCUAAGACGUUUAAGAACAGCUUGCGAAAGGGCUAAGAGAACACUUUCCUCCAGUACUGAAGCUAGUAUUGAAAUUGACGCUCUACAUGAAGGAGUAGACUUUUACUCUAAAGUUACAAGAGCAAGAUUUGAAGAACUUUGUAUGGACUUAUUCAGGUCUACUCUUCAACCAGUUGAGAAAUCUUUAACGGACGCUAAAUUGGACAAAGGAGCAAUCCAUGAUGUUGUUCUGGUUGGUGGUUCCACUAGAAUUCCCAAGAUUCAGAAAAUGCUGCAGGACUUUUUCUGUGGAAAAGCUCUUAAUCUUAGCAUUAAUCCUGAUGAAGCUGUAGCUUAUGGUGCCGCUGUACAAGCAGCUAUCCUCAGUGGAGAUACUAGCUCCCAAAUUCAGGAUGUACUUCUAGUAGAUGUCGCUCCGCUGUCUCUUGGAAUCGAAACCGCUGGAGGUGUUAUGACCAAAAUUGUCGAACGCAAUUCUAGAAUCCCUUGCAAACAACAACAAACAUUCACUACUUACGCCGACAACCAAAACGCUGUCACUAUUCAAGUCUUUGAAGGAGAAAGAGCUAUGACGAAAGACAAUAAUCUUUUGGGUACAUUCAACCUAACGGGCAUUCCACCAGCUCCACGAGGUAUUCCAAAAAUAGAGGUCACUUUUGAUUUAGACGCGAAUGGUAUCUUGAACGUAUCUGCUAGGGACAGUAGUACUGGCAAAUCGGAGAAGAUAACCAUUACCAAUGACAAAGGAAGGUUGUCUAAAGCUGAGAUUGACAAAAUGCUUUCUGAUGCAGAAAAAUAUGCCGCUGAAGAUGAGAAACAACGUGAAAGGAUUAUUGCUAGGAAUCAGCUGGAAGGAUACAUUUUUAGUGCCAAACAGGCCGUUGAAGAUGCUCCUGCCGAUAAGCUAUCGGCUGAAGAUAAAAAAUUGGUCCAAGAUAAGUGUUCUGCAGUUCUCGCAUGGCUGGACGCCAACCAACUCGCUGAGAAGGAUGAAUUCGAACACAAGAUGAAAGAACUGCAGCAAGAGUGUUCUCCAAUCAUGAUGAAACUUCAUCAAGGUGGCCAACAAGGUGGACAAGCUGGCCAAGGAGGUCAAGGUGGACCAAAAGUUGAAGAGGUUGAUUAAAACAAAUCUUUGGAUUGUUCUAUGUUUGUUGUAUAUUUAUAUCUAACUUUAUUUUAUUAAAUGAUAAUUUUGGA
Messenger RNA from Diabrotica balteata, 2068 nucleotides. NCBI's taxonomy places the organism in Eukaryota, Metazoa, Arthropoda, Insecta, Coleoptera, Chrysomelidae. The record is from the annotation of a GenBank genome assembly.